CAAACCUUAAUCGCAACGGCGGUACGACCACUUGACAGUUUCUUUUCUUCGUGGGUGGUUUCCAGCAAGCCGGUAAUAGGUGAGAUCGAUAGCAAUGGCGACCAAAAACAAGCCCGCCUUCAAGAACAACAACAACAAAGGCAAAAAGAGAAGAUUUUUGCCCCGCGGCGAGUGUAGGGUUUCUUCAUCACUUGUGAUGGCGACAGGGAGCGACAAGCCACAAACGAAGCCCUGAAUCUACUUCAAUCGCGGACUCCUGCUACUAUCCGGGAUCAGUGCCGUCAGAGAUCGUUGACAACCCCAAGUAUUUCGGUGGCCUCAACAGAUCGAGAUAAGCCACACAGGCCUGCGUUGGAGGUUAUUGGAACAUGGGCAAUAGGCGGUGGAAGAAAAGGGCGCCGGGUUGGCAGCGAAGGGACGCAGAGUUCCACACAAUGCUUCGGAUGCUCGAUCGACAGUCGAUGUCUCCUGGGCCUUCUUUUGAGUCAGCUCCCAAUUGGGAGAAGAGAUUCUGCUCUCAAAUGAAAUGGAGAGACUUCUGUGAAAAGAAGAGAGUGGUUCAUCUUUUCCCGAAAGUGCUAGAUUGGGAUGACGCGGCGGGAAAAGAGGCCUUCGACAAUGCUAAAGCUCGUUAUUGGGCACAAAUUAAUAAUCUCCCUUCGGAAAUUCCAUCGCCGGAUCCAGAUAUGUACGUCCAAGAGGUUGAUUAUGACGCUUAUAUUGACCCUUCGCUGCUAGAAGAUUUGUACGAACUGCCGCCGCCUCCUCCAGAGACUCCAGACCCGAGUUCCAUUAAAAUUAGUGAAAUUAUACCAACUGGAUGGGAUGUGGAGGAUCCUCCAAUCAACAACAUUCCAAAAUAUAUUUUUAUCAAACCAUCCACAGCUGAUGACAUAGUUGAUAAUUCUGCUCCAACUAUACCUACAGGAUGUGCUGAUGGUGACAAAAUUGACAUUACUGCUGCUUCAAUUACCAUCAUUCCUACAGGUUGGGGUGAUGAGGAAAAUGUUGAGCCCAACAAUGCUGGAAACAAGAAUGUGGAAAAUGUUCUUGGAAAUACAGAGAAUCAUAGUAUUUACUGGCAACAAGAUAAGAGAAACGAUACUAUGUUUUCUAGUGAAAAACUCAGUUCCUUUGAACAAAGGAUCGACUCCCGAGAUCGAAGAUAUCGAAGGAGUGGCAGAGAUCAGUUCUUCGAUUUAAAUCCUGCAAAUCUAAGGUGUCAUGAGCAAGGUUAUCAUAAGGAGAGAUGGACAAAGUACAUCAAAGAGCAGUAUUUUUGGCGUCAAAAACACUCUUUGGCUAGAGGGCUCUCUUGUACACCUGAGAAUAAUUAGCUAAACACAGAGGAGACCUGAAAUUCUUUAGAAAAAAGAAAACUUUGGAGGUUCUUUACUUGAUAAACUUCUUUGUUAGCAGGAAUAGGUAUAAGAACUUGCAAGGAAGGCAAAGUUCAGUUUUCACAGAUUUCUUUUAUUACUAACCUUCUUAUGAGCUAGUAUGAGCUUGGUAACAUUUGCAUAGGCUUUUCGUGGGAUAACGGUAUUUUGCCGUAGAAAUUCUUUGUAAUGUUUGAUAUUUUGUGCUUGGCUAAUUUGUUUCUGUUCUUUCAAGUGUAUGACAUUCUAUUAUUUGUAUUAAUUUUUGUUGCUGGCAUAA
This is a messenger RNA of Dendrobium catenatum, 1659 nucleotides long. RefSeq lists its product as uncharacterized. Lineage: Eukaryota; Viridiplantae; Streptophyta; Magnoliopsida; Asparagales; Orchidaceae. The transcript is spliced from 6 exons. The record is from RefSeq and is a predicted model, not a curated record. The coding region runs from base 369 to 1337 and encodes 322 amino acids.